Homarus americanus (American lobster) is the source of this 526-nucleotide messenger RNA. RefSeq lists its product as uncharacterized. NCBI's taxonomy places the organism in Eukaryota, Metazoa, Arthropoda, Malacostraca, Decapoda, Nephropidae. Gene Ontology annotation, molecular function: protein binding. The record is from RefSeq and is a predicted model, not a curated record. Bases 1 to 405 code for a protein of 134 amino acids. The transcript is spliced from 5 exons.
AUGGACAAAACUAGAAAACAUCUGAAUGAUUCUGGGGCUGAAGUAGAAGAAAACAUUGAAGAAAUUGACAUAGAUCUCAAUGACCCUGAAGUACAGAAAGCAGCUACCAAGAUCCAGUCUUCAUAUCGUGGUUUCAAAAGUAGAAAACAUCUGAAUUCAGAUUCUGGGGCUGAAGGUGAAGAAAACAUUGAAGAAAUUGACAUAGAUCUCAAUGACCCUGAAGUACAGAAAGCAGCUACCAAGAUCCAGUCUUCAUAUCGUGGUUUCAAAACUAGAAAACAGCUGAAUGAUUCUGGGACUAUAGAACAAGAAAACAUUGAAGAAAUUGACAUAGAUCUCAAUGACCCUGAAAUUACAGAAAGCAGCUACCAAGAUCCAGUCUUCAUAUCGUGGUUUCAAAACUAGAAAACAGCUGAAUGAUUCUGGGGCUGAAGGUGAAGAAAACAUUGAAGAAAUUGACAUAGAUCUCAAUGACCCUGAAGUACAGAAAGCAGCUUCCAAGAUCCAGUCUUCAUAUCGCGGUUUC